UGCAAGAUGACAUUUUAUUGGUUUUUUGAAGUUUUAUAGGUUUUUUACAUAGUACCCGUGCCGAUCGGUAGAAGAAUGCUUAAAUCUGUUCUGCCAAUGUAAUUGCUAGUUUUUAUGAAUUAAGUCCUGGAAGCCAUUACGUGUAUCGCCCUACAUUGGCGUUCUAAUCUAUGAUCUUUAUGUUGUGUCAUUCAUAUCUAUCUGUUCUCCUCGUUUCAUGCUUUUGGAGGGAAAUUAGGAAAUCAAAACAAAAGAUGCUUCUGAAAAUUGAAAAGUAGAGUUGAUUGCUGGAUAGUAACGGAUUGUUUUUCAUAAACUAAAAUAAUGGCUGAAAAUAGGAUUAUUUAUAUCUAUAAUAAAAGUUUAAUUCAAGAAUCCAACCGGUUACCUGGAGUGCCGAAUCGGGCUUCUAUGGUUCAAGAUCUAAUUAAUUCGUAUAAUCUUCUAUUAGAUGAUAGAUUUUUAGUUGUAAAAAGUGCCGAAGCAACUGAAAAUGAACUGAAGGCUUUCCACUCAAGAGCGUACAUUGACUAUUUGAAAUCUGUUGAAAACCCUACUGAAGAUCCUAAAGAAGACCCUGCCUAUUUUGGUUUAACAGACGACUGUCCUUUAUUGCCCAAUAGUGUUGUGUUAGUUAAAACCAUAGCUGGUGGUUCUAUUUCUGCAGCAAAGUUGCUGGUAGCCAAGAAAUCUAACAUUGCUAUAAAUUGGUUCGGAGGAUGGCAUCAUGCACAAAGAGACUGUGCUGAGGGAUUUUGUUAUGUGAAUGAUGUAGUACUUGCUAUUCAGAUGCUUCGAAAAUCAUUUGAGAAAAUAUUGUAUGUUGACUUAGAUAUACAUCAUGGCAAUGGUGUACAAAAUGCCUUUGAAUACAGCAAUAAAAUCUUGACAUUAUCGUUUCAUCACAAGUCUCCAGGGUUUUACCCUGGUACUGGAGGUCUAGAUGAAAUUGGGAGUGGUGAGGGAAGAUACUAUACAAUUAAUGUUCCAUUUUAUGAAGGUAUAGGACAUGAAAACUAUAUCAGAGUAUUUAAGGAAGUAUUCAACUGUGUUUCGACAUCUUUCCCUGCAAAUGCUAUUGUGGUACAGUGUGGAGCAGAUGGGCUGAAUGGCGAUCCUAUUGGUCACUGCAACUUAACUUUAGAAACAUAUUCAGAAUGUGUGAGAGAAAUCCUUAAAUGCAAUGUUCCGAAAUUGUUUUUAGGGGGAGGUGGAUACAACUUUGCUAAUACAUCAAGGCUUUGGACUUACUUAAGUGCAGUAAUUGCCAAUAUUCAUUUGGAUAAUGAUAUUCCUGACGAGUCAGAGUAUUUUCCAGAAUAUGGACCAUCAUACGAAGUGGAAAUCACACAGGGUCUUCAAAAGGACAUGAAUAGCAAAAGCUACCUUGAAACAAUUAUGAACACUAUUAAAUCUUAUUGCAGUCAUAUAAAGUAAGCUGUGAUAUUUUAGUUUUUAAUGCAGUGGUAAAUGUGUUUAAAAUAAUAACUUCACCUUAGUUAUAUUUGUUUAGGUAAGUGUUUAGUGCUCUGUGAGCAGGUUAGUUAUAAAUGGUCCUUAAGUUGUAAUGUGUUUGUAAUAUACAUUUUGUUAUGAAA
Acanthoscelides obtectus is the source of this 1598-nucleotide messenger RNA. The record is from the annotation of a GenBank genome assembly. Lineage: Eukaryota; Metazoa; Arthropoda; Insecta; Coleoptera; Chrysomelidae.